This is a messenger RNA of Nycticebus coucang (slow loris), 3508 nucleotides long. It is a transcript of the gene FAM199X, whose product is annotated as family with sequence similarity 199, X-linked. The record is from RefSeq and is a predicted model, not a curated record. The transcript is spliced from 6 exons. Bases 828 to 1871 code for a protein of 347 amino acids. Lineage: Eukaryota; Metazoa; Chordata; Mammalia; Primates; Lorisidae.
CGUAUCUAUUUCUAUCCCGUGUAUUGUUAAUUGCCUGUCUCCAAAUGCAGAUAGCAACUAGUAGGUUGUAAAAGUCGAUUUCCUCAUCCACAGCCUCUCUACCCAGUACAUAUCAGGUACUUGGUAACUUGUUAAAGGAAAUCAAUCAACCCAUUAACAGCAGAAUCUGAAACCGGGGGAUUCAAAUCACUCCAAUAAAAAUCAUUCUUUCAUCCCGUAUUAGUGCGACUCAGAUGUAUUCGUGUCUGGCCAACAACACAUUUUCUCCCCUAUUUUAUCUUUUCUUCUUCUGUUCGCCGACUCCCCUAAAGAACCCUCCUGUCCCCAGCUACAAAUAACAAGAAUAUUCACACAUCUCAACGUAAACAGACACAUAGUACACGCCCUUAAACCUAUAGCUACGCAAUCAACUCGCGCCGCCAAGUCCGUCCGCCUAUCAGUUCCCCCUACUCCUCAUCCGCCUUCACUUUCGUUCCUGUCUAUCUGCGUGGCUGCAAGCAGGACAUGGCUUUGCCUCAGCCGGUAAUUGCUACAAACCUCUGCCUCGUUAGCUCUCUCAGCGGCGGUCGAUAGCCCCUUGCCCUACAGCUUCCUUGAGCAGCGGCAAUGGCUAAACUCACCCACCCGCCGCCCUCACUUAGGAUUGGCCAUGAUAAAGACGUACUGGACGUUUCCCACGGGCCAACGGGGCUACAACGGCGCUCCCAUAACCCUUUUCGCCUCCGCUCUCCCCACCUCACCCCCUGGCCCGGUAUUUAACCUCUUCGCGUCCACCUUUGUUGUCGUGACUCUCUUUUGCGCGCGGAGUGUCUGGUUGGGAGAGCUACAUGGCUAAUCUGGUAAAGACAGAAGACCAGUCCUGUCCACGCAUUCAUCUGUCGAACAUUUUUCUAAUUUGCUUGUGGAACCUGACUUCCUGUGGAACAAGUGUUGCGAGCUCAGAAUGCAGUGAGGAGCUGUUUUCAUCCGUUUCUGUUGGAGAUCAAGAUGAUUGCUAUUCCCUGUUAGAUGAUCAAGAGUUCACUUCCUUUGAUUUAUUCCCUGAGGGGAGUGUCUGCAGUGAUGUGUCUUCUUCUAUUAGCACUUACUGGGAUUGGUCAGAUAGUGAGUUUGAAUGGCAGUUACCAGGCAGCGACAUUGCCAGUGGGAGUGAUGUGCUUUCUGAUGUCAUACCCAGUAUUCCAAGUUCACCUUGCCUGCUUCCUAAAAAGAAAAACAAGCACCGGAAUUUAGAUGAACUUCCUUGGAGUGCAAUGACAAAUGAUGAGCAGGUGGAAUAUAUUGAAUAUCUGAGUCGUAAAGUCAGUACUGAGAUGGGUCUUCGGGAGCAACUUGACAUUAUUAAAAUCAUUGAUCCUUCUGCUCAAAUCUCCCCAACAGACAGUGAGUUUAUUAUUGAACUUAACUGUCUCACAGAUGAAAAACUGAAGCAGGUCAGAAACUAUAUCAAGGAGCAUAGCCCUCGCCAACGGCCUGCAAGAGAGGCCUGGAAGAGAAGCAACUUUAGUUGUGCAAGCACCAGUGGAGUGAGCGGUGCCAGUGCCAGCGCCAGCAGCAGCAGUGCCAGCAUGGUCAGUUCUGCAAGCAGCAGUGGGUCCAGUGUUGGAAACUCUGCUUCAAACUCCAGUGCCAACAUGAGUCGAGCACACAGUGACAGCAACCUGUCUGCAAGUGCAGCAGAGCGGAUUCGGGAUUCAAAAAAGCGAUCCAAACAGCGAAAGUUACAGCAGAAGGCCUUCCGUAAAAGGCAGCUGAAAGAGCAGAGGCAGGCCCGGAAGGAGAGGCUAAGCGGGCUGUUCCUUAAUGAAGAGGUGCUGUCCUUGAAAGUGACUGAGGAAGACCAUGAAGCAGAUGUUGACGUUUUGAUGUAGUAAGGAUGAAUUGAUCAGCGUUCUUUCUAAGCACUAAAGUAUUCUAUCCUUAUUGGUUUACAUGCAUCUUGACCAAAAUUUUGGUUAGGGCUGUGCUGAUAUACCAUUAAUAAUUUAAGCCAGUUGUUCUUAGUGGGUGGUCCAGGGACCUGCAGCUUCAGCAUUACCUGAGAAGUUGAGAAGUUGUUAGGAUGCCUACUAUUGGGCCCACCCCUGACCUAGUGAAACAAACCUGAGUGAAGGGGCCCAACAAUGUGUUUUAACAAGUGCCAGGUUAUUCUUAGGCACAUUCUAGUUUAAGAACCACUGACUUGGGUAAGUGUUUUGACUAUUUAAACAUUAUGGUGGUUAAGCAGGCUUUUUCAAAGACCUUAGUACUUUUACAGUUUAGAAGAUUUCAAAGUACUGCUGACAAAUAGUUUAUUGUGUCAGCAUACAUACAUGUUUGAAGAUAACUCUGUUCCCUUCUUAAUGUUAUAAUUUCUUAGUUUACUUUUUCUAAGGGGCCAUAGCAUAAUUCUUGAUAACUGGUAGAAAUCUUUUUUUGAGGUGUGGGAGUGGGCAAGGUGUGGAUUGCUGUUUACAAUAGUGCCUUCAUUAGGUUUAGUUCUAUUUUCAUUCAUUCUUAACUCAAAGGUAUAAUAACAGGCCCUAAUCUUUUUCCUGUUAGAUUUAUUUUUUUCACAUUAUGUAAAUUCAGUAUUCUUUUUGUAACUUAUGACUACUGAGGAAAUGUUACUAGUAGCUGAAUUUUAGACUUGAUGUUAUGUUGAUUAAUAUUCAAAUGGAAAAGCAAUUAGGCAAAAGAACCAGUUCUGCUUUUCCAUUGCUUACUGAAAUUUUAAGUUGUAAAAUUGUCUCAGAGGCAAAAAAUAAGUCUCUUUAUCUCUCUCAAUUUUUUGUUGGUUUAUUUUUUUUCCAGCACAGCUCUAAUUUUUAAAUAUUUGGAAUAAUAGCUUCUGGCAUGUGACCUGGUUAAUAUUCAAAAUUAUCUAAUGGAAACCCUUACAGUUCUGCUAAUCUCUGUAAAUUAGAUAUAUACAGAGUAAUAAGAUAUAGAAACUUUAGGUUGUUGGUUAUUAAUAGAACCCUAAUUUUAAAUGUGAAAUCAUAGAGUAUCUUUACAUGUUUUUGUAGAGAGUUUGUUGUUAUGAACAUUGGGAAUUUUGUGGUUCCUUUUCUUCUCCUACGUCUUGAACAUUCACAUGGGUUAAAGAAGAUGAAAACUAAUACUACUGACAAUCAAGCUGCUUUCUGACUUUGAUAAUAUUCUUUGUAUUGUAGGUAAUCAUGGUUCUGUAGGAAGAGUUUUAGUCAAUAUUUGUUAAACUCUGGAAUCCAGAAGUUAAUAGGAUUUCUACUUUUUAAUUUUAGUUAUAUUGAGUAGCUUGUUCAGAAAAAGAUUAAUAACUUUAAUUCUUAGUUGAUAUAAAGGCUUAAACUUUGCUUAUAAUCAAGUGUAUUAAAUUUUUUUAUUUCAUUCUGGUUUCCUAAAUACUAAAGAAUGAAAACUGAGGAUAAAAAUUGAUGCAUUGCAGCUUUGCUGAGGUCUGUGGUAUGGUUGUAACAUUUUGAAGACUACUAAGGUCAUAAUUUAAAUUUUUACUAAAAUAAAGGUAAAUGUCUAUUGUUUUCAA